GGUUAGCAAGGGAAGAAACUCCGACGCCCAUCGACUAUUCGCGUAUAAAAAUGGAUCGUAACUCCCAGUUCAAUCGUCAGUUACCGACAAGUUCUCAAUUCAGUCUCAAGUCGAAAAUGAACCCUUUGAUUUUGGUCACUUUUUUGGUUGCCGCCGCAUCGGCCGCACCGGCUAACUUGGUCAACCCGGCCGUCCCGUGUGCCCAUGGAGUCGCUGCCGUGGCCUAUGCCGCCGCUGCCCCAGUCCCUUACCCAGCUGCCCUGACCUACGCCGUCCCUGAGCCCGUCCAGGUUGCCGUUCAACCCCAAAUCACUUACGACUUCCCCGUUCCAGUAUCUGCUCCUGCUCCAGCUCCUGCCCCAGUAGCUGUUGCCGUACCUGCACCAGUUAAGGUUGAAUACGACUUCCCUGCACCAAUUGCCGCCCCAGCACCAGCCCCAGUUGUUGUUGCUGCUGCUCCAGUAGCUGUUGCCGCUCCAGUCAAAAUUGAAUAUGACUUUCCCGCUCCCAUUUCGGCCCCAGCACCAGCUCCAGUCGUCCCGGUUGCUGCUCCCGUUGCCCUGCCGGCACCAGUCAAGAUCGAGUACGACUUCCCUGCACCCAUCUCUGCUCCAGCUCCGGCACCAGUUGUUGUUGCUGCCCCAGCACCAAUCACCUAUGCCGCACCUGCACCAGUUAAGGUUGAAUACGACUUCCCCGCUCCUAUCUCCGCCCCGGCCCCAGCCCCAGUUGUCGCUGUUGCUGCUCCCGUUGCUUAUGCCGCACCAGCCCCAGUCGUCCAGGUUGCCGCUCCCGUCAAAGUUGAAUACGACUUCCCAGCACCCAUCUCUGCUCCUGCUCCCGCUCCCGUACCAGUAGCUGUUGCCGCUCCGGCUCCAGUUGCCUACGUUGCCCCGGCUCCAGUUGCCUAUGCCGCACCUGCCCCAGUCCAUGUUGUCCCCCAGGCCUUCGAGACCAGGGUCCACUACGCCGAGACUCCCGUCGUCGUCGGACACACUUCCACCAUCAUGAAGCCCAACUUGGGAGCCGGUGCUCACGUCACCAACUUUGACUUCAUGGGAUUGGCCCAGACCAAAACCGUCGGACAGGAAUCCUUCGUCCAAAAGUCCAAAGUUUUGGCUCCCGCCCGCAGCGUCUCCGAAAUCACGCCCCAGGUGACCGUCCAACACCCGACCAAAGUCAACGUUGAAAAGUUCGCCGUUGAGGUGCCCGUCGCCGCUCCUUACGCCCAGCCCGUCCCAGUUCCAGUUGCUCCCCAAUACGAAAUCCACCAGUAUCACGCAGCAGCUGCCGUUCCAGCUGUCCAUUUCCACAAUAGCAUCCCAUGCGCUGACAAGAAACACUAUUAAAUCAAAUCGACUAGCUCUUAUUCUACAUAAUCUUCAAAUUCAAACUCAAGAUUGAUCUUUGAUUCGAUGUUUUCGAUUGUGUUAUGUUAAUACCGGAAUACAUAAAACCUUUUUUGAUUGUAA
This is a messenger RNA of Daphnia pulicaria, 1472 nucleotides long. RefSeq names its product calphotin-like. Lineage: Eukaryota; Metazoa; Arthropoda; Branchiopoda; Diplostraca; Daphniidae. The transcript has 2 exons. The record is from RefSeq and is a predicted model, not a curated record. The coding region runs from base 51 to 1349 and encodes 432 amino acids.